GCCAUGGAAAAAUUUGAUCUUAACACUAAAUUUCGUUUUGCCACUUAUGCCGGCUGUUGGGUUAGACAAUAUAUUCAAAGUUGUAUCAACAAAGAACAAUUUAUUAAUCAAGGAGGAGUUAAAGACAAAAAAAAUGUAGUUUAUUACGACAGCGGUUAUCAAAAUGAUGACCAAGAAAGUAAAUCUUAUUCUUUGCAAGAAACUUUACAUGACGAGCAAAAUAACGAAUUAACGGCUGAAGAAUUGCGGCGCCAGGAUGUGCUAAUUCAGACCAACAAUCUAAUUAAUACCUUAGGCAAUCGGGAAGCAAUUUUGUUAAAUCGUCUUCUCUAUAAGAUUAAGCCUUCUAGUUUAGUGGAUAUUUAUUACCUGGCUGACGAAAAAGAAAAAAAGGAACUACAAGAAAAUCUGAAAUUGAGUAAAAAGUUUAAUUUGGAACAAUUAAAAAAGCGCCCCUUAGAAGGGCCAACAAUCCGCAAUUUGCCAGUAGUGAAAAAAUAUUUGUCGUUAUUCACCAAAAAUUACAAAUUUAUCGAAAUAAGUAGAAUUCUCGGCAAGUCAGAGAAUACGACCCAGGUAAAUAAGAAGCCGAUUGAGAUAGUUUAUGAAUUAAAAGAGCAAGAUAAUUAUCAAAACGAGGAUGAGUCGGUUUGCCAAAAUGAGGAUUUGAAGGUUCAUAAUUUUACAACUUCAGCAAAAAGAAGUGUGGGGCUUGGCGAAGCUGGAAUGGGUGUAGGUGGCUAUACCGCUAGAUAUUCGGCAAAUGUGGAUGUGGCUAAUGCCCGAGUAGGUGCAGUUAGGGCGAACAUUGGCAUUGAUGUUGGUAGCGGAGUGACAGCAGGAGUUGACGGUAUAGAGGCUAAAGUAGCCGGUGUUGGUUUUAGUCUUGGUAAAAAAACGGGGAUAAGUACUCCGUUUGGAGGAAUAUCAGUUGAUUUUGACGAUUGCGCAGCAACAGCAGAUGAUUUGCUCGGGUUGGGUGGAGAGGAAAUAGAUUAG
Racocetra persica is the source of this 999-nucleotide messenger RNA. NCBI's taxonomy places the organism in Eukaryota, Fungi, Glomeromycota, Glomeromycetes, Diversisporales, Gigasporaceae. The record is from the annotation of a GenBank genome assembly.